CAUUUUUCUCAUUGUUAUAGCUGUACAGUAGUAUUUGCAGUUGCUUCUUGUGAAAUAUGGCCAGGACCAAGCAAACAGCGCGGAAGUCCACCGGCGGGAAAGCUCCCCGCAAACAGUUAGCCACCAAAGCCGCCCGGAAAAGUGCCCCAGCUACUGGCGGCGUGAAGAAGCCUCACCGCUACCGUCCCGGGACUGUUGCUCUCAGAGAGAUCCGCCGCUACCAAAAAUCCACUGAACUGCUGAUCCGCAAGCUGCCCUUCCAGCGUCUGGUGCGGGAGAUCGCCCAGGAUUUCAAGACCGACCUGCGCUUCCAGAGCUCCGCCGUCAUGGCCCUACAAGAGGCCAGUGAGGCUUAUCUGGUGGGGCUUUUCGAGGACACCAACCUGUGCGCCAUCCACGCCAAGAGGGUGACCAUCAUGCCCAAAGACAUCCAGCUAGCCCGCAGAAUCCGAGGGGAGAGGGCAUAGAUACUCGGCACUACUAUACACGCAGCAACACGAAGGCUCUUUUCAGAGCCACCAAAUCUUCCUAUAAACUAGCUGAAUCAAACCUAUAAAUGUCAGCAUCAUCCAGUUGUGACGAACCCUCCGUUCCGAUCUACAACUGACUGGACAAAUCUAAUACAUGUAUACGUUAUGAUGAAGAGAUAAACAAAAGCCAGAGGGAUAAAGAAAUGUUUACACAGUAUGUAUGAAAUAAUUCCAUGACGGCCAGAGCACGGUUAUACCAGUGUUCCCGAUACAUCGCCUUGGAGAAUUGCUGCUUUUCCAGCAUGUCUCCUGCAGUGAGGAGCGCACGGAUAGAGAAUAUCGUUUUCUCAUUGCGCCGUGUGAUAAGAUAGAUCACUCGCACACAAAGCCGAGCUUAGGUAGGAAAUCCCGGCUAUAUACGAUCAGUGCACGUCCCAGAAAAGCUGAAGGGGCCUCAAUGGCAGAAUGCAGUGAUAGCAGAGGGAACAUUUAUGCGAUCACUAGACUAAACCACAAUUGGAAAGAGCGCCGGAAGUGAGAGCAUCGUAACAUUAGCAAAAUGAUAAAGCAGCUAAAGCUCAUACAUGUGUAAUGUAUAAUACAGAAUGAUCCUG
Pseudophryne corroboree (corroboree frog) is the source of this 1084-nucleotide messenger RNA. RefSeq names its product histone H3. Gene Ontology annotation, cellular component: nucleosome. The coding region runs from base 57 to 467 and encodes 136 amino acids. The record is from RefSeq and is a predicted model, not a curated record. Lineage: Eukaryota; Metazoa; Chordata; Amphibia; Anura; Myobatrachidae. Gene Ontology annotation, molecular function: DNA binding; protein heterodimerization activity; structural constituent of chromatin. The transcript has a single exon.